GAAGAGCAUCAGAGUUUAGAAGACAGAGCAACACUGAGUGAAGAUGAAUUCCACUAUUUUAUUGUCUGUGUUGUUUUUCUGUGGCUUAACUUUGGCCCAGAACAAUGCUGCUGAGACAGAAGUCAUCAGGGAAACACAGUCAUGUUUUCCUGACAUGUGUAAGCUCCUACAAGAGUUGGGUGCCAUUAAAGAAAAUCAGAAAGCCAUGGAAACCAGACUGAAGGAGAGCGAAAACCAGAUUCUUGAACUGAAGAGCAAUGGUAGAGGAGCAACCAAGAUAGCAUUUAGUGCUGCAACAGGUGGGAACGGAGCCAUUGGACCCUUCAGCGGAGAGACAACAGUGAUCUACAGAAACGUGAUAACAAAUGUGGGCAAUGCUUACAAUCAGGUCACAGGUAUCUUUGUUGCACCUGUCCCUGGCAUCUACUACUUCACCUUCUUUUAUCAUGCUGGAGGAUCAAAUCGUGUGUAUCUGGCCCUCAUGAAGAACAACCAGGAUGUUGUGACAGCCUAUGACCACCAGACUAACCAUGAUGGGGCUGAUAAUGGAGGCAAUGCAACAUUCCUGCAGCUUCAGCAAGGGGACCAAGUGUAUGUGCGCUUAGGUGCAAACACACAUGUAUGGGGGAACAAUGAAAUCACCACCUUUAGUGGUGUUCUUCUGAAUACUCUCUAAGAAAGACUGAAUAACUAAUGUUGGCUCCUAAAACGAUAUUACUUACUUCUUUAAUAGAUCUACUUGCUAUUCUUUUUGUGUGUAGUUAAAAGUUUUAAUAAAAAUGAUUUUCAUGUUGUUAUUUGACUUUAUUCUGUAAUCUCUUCACUAGUUUUGAUGUCUUUAGUAAAACCUUUUUUAUUGAAUGAUGAUUGCUAUGCAAAUAAAAUUUAGAGACGUUAACCAUA
This is a messenger RNA of Melanotaenia boesemani (Boeseman's rainbowfish), 903 nucleotides long. RefSeq names its product complement C1q-like protein 3. The transcript has 3 exons. Gene Ontology annotation, molecular function: protein binding. The coding region runs from base 44 to 676 and encodes 210 amino acids. The record is from RefSeq and is a predicted model, not a curated record. Lineage: Eukaryota; Metazoa; Chordata; Actinopteri; Atheriniformes; Melanotaeniidae.